Messenger RNA from Mus musculus (house mouse), 2065 nucleotides. It is a transcript of the gene Dera, whose product is annotated as deoxyribose-phosphate aldolase. The transcript has 8 exons. The record is from RefSeq and is a predicted model, not a curated record. Bases 514 to 1341 code for a protein of 275 amino acids. Gene Ontology annotation, biological process: 2'-deoxyribonucleoside catabolic process; deoxyribonucleotide catabolic process; deoxyribose phosphate catabolic process. Gene Ontology annotation, molecular function: lyase activity; deoxyribose-phosphate aldolase activity. Lineage: Eukaryota; Metazoa; Chordata; Mammalia; Rodentia; Muridae. Gene Ontology annotation, cellular component: cytoplasm; nucleus; nucleoplasm.
CGAGUCUUCCUAAGCUUAUGUCCUAGCUGCUCUUUCACUGAGUCCAGACUAGAAAUUACAGCGCGUUCUAGCUCCUAGACUACCUUGGCUGUCCCCUGAGGGCUCUGGAACACUACCCACAAUUCGGGUCCAAGACUACAUUGCUCCGCUCAUGCAAGAAAGAAUCCAGUCCUGCCACUCACAUGAUCCUACAGCUAAAGUUCCUAAGUCUGAUUCUGUCUAGUUCAAUUGGCCAUGUAAGCAUUUAAAAAUGGUCUGGGAGACUUCUGGAGCUGGGGAAUGCUCAAGUCACAGGCCUGACCUGGAAAGACAGGGAACAGGUAGGGUGAUGACCUGGCUGGGCUCCAAGCCCAGGAGCUGGAGAAAAGUUUAAGUGGUACAGGACCGAAGAGGCGUGGCUUUGGUAGGGCGUUGCAAAAGGGGCGUGGCUCUGGGCGGGGACUUGACAGGAAGGAGGAAGGCCAGGCCCGUGUGGCGACCUGGAGCAAGGGUUGGCUUUCAGCGGUGGCCACAAUGGCUGCUCACUGCCGGGGCACAGAGCUCGAUCUUAGCUGGAUCUCCAAAGUUCAAGUGAAUCACGCGGCUGUGCUGAGGCGGGCCCAGCAGAUCCAGGCUCGCAGAAGCGUGAAGAAGGAAUGGCAGGCUGCGUGGCUCCUGAAAGCUGUCACGUUUAUAGAUCUUACCACGCUUUCUGGCGAUGACACGUUUUCCAACGUUCAACGACUCUGUUAUAAAGCCAAAUAUCCAAUCCGGGCAGACCUCUUAAAAGCUUUAAAUAUGGAUGACAAAGGCAUCACCACAGCUGCAGUCUGCGUUUAUCCCGCCCGGGUGUGCGACGCUGUGAAGGCGCUGAAGGCUGCGGGCUGCAGCAUCCCCGUGGCCUCAGUGGCCACUGGCUUUCCAGCUGGACAGACUCAUUUAAAGACUCGAUUGGAAGAGAUCAGACUGGCCGUGGAGGAUGGAGCUACUGAAAUUGACGUGGUCAUUAACAGGACCUUGGUGCUGACGGGCCAGUGGGAAGGAUCAGAUUUUAUUAAGACCUCUACUGGAAAGGAAACAGUAAACGCCACCUUCCCAGUCGCCAUCGUGAUGCUGCGGGCCAUUAGAGAUUUCUUCUGGAAAACUGGAAACAAGGUGGGCUUCAAGCCUGCCGGAGGCAUCCGCACUGCAAAGGAGUCCCUGGCGUGGCUCUCCCUGGUCAAGGAGGAACUAGGAGAUGAGUGGCUGACGCCUGACCUCUUCCGGAUAGGGGCCAGUUCUCUGCUCUCAGACAUCGAGAGACAGAUUUACCAUCACGUGACUGGACGCUACGCGGCUUAUCAUGAUCUUCCGAUGUCUUAGGUCAGCAGCCAACCCAGAAAAGCAUCUUGCAACAAAUUGUUCAAAAAAAAAUGUUUUUGCAUAAUUGCUAAGGUUAUGUAAUUUUGGAACAGCUAACUGACUUUCCCCAUUAAAAUCUCCCCUGAAAUCAACUCAAAACAAUAAAGGGAAACAAACCAGCUGAAUCUAAAUGUGGAUUCAGAUCAGGAAAGGUUGAAAUGGUCUUCGUUACCAGGAGGUCUACAUUUAUUAAUUUUGUGAAGAUUCCCUCUGAAAAAAACUCAGAAUAAAAUGUUUCUAGUAGCCUGUACUGCAGAAAAUUCUGAACGUACAGUGAAGUUAAGUUGCCUGAGACCUGAGAUCCUAGGGCAGGCAGGGCUGUGGAGGGAAGGGUGCUUGCUACCAAACCUGGCACACCUGUUCAGCUCUGAGCAACCACAGGGUGGACGGGGAGAGCCGGCUCCAAAGGCUGGCCUCUGACAUUCACACAUUCGUGUCCCCUACCUCUGACACAUAAUAAAUACACUUAAAACUGUGAUAAAAAUGAGAAUGGGUGCUAUAGCAAGAGGAUACUCUGCCCCCCUGUGCUGCCUACCAAUGUGGAGCCCUGCCCCGGGUGUCCACCUGACUCUCUGUGCUAUACUAAACAUUUAGUAAUUGUUUUGCUAAUGAGAUUGUGAUGUUGUUGCAAGAAAAUGUGGAUAUCGCUGAAUUUUUAAAUACAAAAAAUCUCUGUGCUUAUUUA